Messenger RNA from Terrapene triunguis (Three-toed box turtle), 6292 nucleotides. RefSeq names its product adaptor related protein complex 2 subunit alpha 2 (gene AP2A2). The record is from RefSeq and is a predicted model, not a curated record. Gene Ontology annotation, cellular component: AP-2 adaptor complex; membrane coat. Lineage: Eukaryota; Metazoa; Chordata; Testudines; Emydidae. The transcript is spliced from 24 exons. Gene Ontology annotation, molecular function: clathrin-cargo adaptor activity. Gene Ontology annotation, biological process: intracellular protein transport; clathrin-dependent endocytosis. Bases 74 to 3121 code for a protein of 1015 amino acids.
CCGAGUGCGGAGGUGGUGGGGGUUGUAGCGGUUCCGUUUUGCUGACGGCCCCGGGCUCAGCUGCUGGGCCAAGAUGCCGGCCGUGUCGAAGGGAGACGGGAUGCGGGGCCUGGCGGUCUUCAUCUCCGACAUCAGGAACUGCAAAAGCAAAGAAGCAGAGAUAAAGAGGAUAAACAAAGAACUGGCAAACAUUCGGUCAAAAUUUAAAGGUGACAAGGCUCUGGAUGGUUACAGUAAGAAAAAGUAUGUCUGCAAGCUACUUUUCAUCUUCCUCCUGGGGCAUGAUAUUGACUUUGGCCACAUGGAGGCUGUAAACCUACUGAGUUCUAACAGAUACACAGAGAAACAAAUUGGAUAUCUUUUCAUCUCCGUGCUAGUGAACUCCAACAGUGAGCUGAUCCGCUUGAUAAACAAUGCAAUCAAGAAUGACCUGGCCAGCCGCAACCCCACCUUCAUGGGACUAGCUUUGCAUUGUAUAGCCAAUGUGGGUAGUCGGGAAAUGGCAGAAGCAUUUGCUGGAGAAAUUCCAAAAAUACUUGUAGCUGGAGACACCAUGGAUAGUGUGAAGCAGAGUGCUGCCUUGUGCUUGCUGCGUUUGUACAGAACUUCUCCUGACUUCGUUCCCAUGGGAGAUUGGACAUCCAGGGUGGUGCAUCUUCUGAAUGACCAGCAUUUGGGUGUGGUUACUGCUGCUACCAGUCUUAUCACUACUUUGGCACAGAAGAACCCAGAAGAGUUUAAAACUUCAGUAUCUUUGGCUGUCUCUAGGCUAAGCAGAAUUGUGACAUCUGCAUCAACCGAUCUCCAGGAUUAUACCUAUUAUUUUGUCCCUGCUCCUUGGUUGUCUGUAAAGCUUUUGAGGUUGUUACAGUGCUAUCCACCUCCAGAAGAUGCUGCGGUACGUGGUCGUCUCACAGAAUGCCUGGAAACUAUCCUUAACAAAGCUCAGGAGCCCCCAAAAUCUAAGAAAGUGCAACACUCAAAUGCUAAGAAUGCUGUGCUAUUUGAGGCAAUAAGCUUAAUUAUACACCAUGACAGCGAGCCAAACCUGCUAGUCCGUGCCUGUAACCAACUAGGUCAGUUCUUGCAGCACCGGGAGACUAAUCUGCGUUAUCUAGCACUGGAAAGCAUGUGCACGCUUGCCAGCUCUGAAUUUUCCCAUGAAGCCGUGAAAACUCAUAUAGAAACAGUUAUCAAUGCAUUGAAGACCGAAAGGGAUGUGAGUGUAAGACAAAGAGCAGUAGAUCUCCUGUAUGCCAUGUGUGACCGAAGCAAUGCCCAGCAGAUUGUUGCCGAAAUGCUAAAUUACUUGGAGACUGCUGAUUAUUCCAUUAGAGAAGAAAUUGUGCUGAAGGUUGCAAUUCUAGCUGAGAAGUAUGCAGUGGAUUAUACCUGGUAUGUGGAUACAAUCUUGAAUUUGAUUCGUAUUGCCGGGGACUACGUCAGUGAAGAGGUGUGGUACAGAGUUAUUCAGAUUGUGAUUAACAGGGAUGAUGUGCAAGGAUAUGCAGCAAAGACAGUCUUUGAGGCCCUUCAGGCACCAGCAUGCCAUGAAAAUCUGGUAAAAGUAGGUGGCUACAUCCUGGGAGAAUUUGGAAAUCUAAUAGCUGGUGACCCAAGAUCUAGUCCUCUGAUUCAAUUCAACUUGCUGCACUCCAAGUUUCAUCUGUGUAGUGUCCCCACCCGUGCACUGCUUCUGUCUACCUACAUCAAGUUUGUGAACCUAUUUCCAGAAAUCAAAACUACCAUUCAAGAUGUACUGCGCAGUGAUAGUCAGCUGAAGAAUGCUGAUGUUGAACUACAGCAGAGAGCCGUUGAAUACCUGAGGCUCAGUACCAUUGCUAGUACUGAUAUCUUGGCAACUGUGCUAGAAGAAAUGCCUCCAUUUCCAGAGAGGGAGUCAUCCAUUCUGGCUAAGCUGAAGAAGAAGAAAGGCCCUGGCACAGUUACUGACCUAGAAGAGAUCAAAAAGGAGAGGAACUCUGAUGUGAAUGGAGGCACUGAAUCCACCCCUGUUAAUGCCAGUACUGUGGCCUUGCCUGAUUCUCCACUUCAGGGCUCACUGGCUGAACUAGUUACUGGGCCCAGACCUCGCCCUUCUCGUCUGAAUUCUUCUCGUUUAGCCAUCCACAACCUUCAGACAGGAGUUCCUUGUUUGUUUAAAGGAUUCUUCACUUCUGAGUCUACUCCUUCUCCAUCAGCAGACCUUCUGGGCCUCGGUGCAGCUCCUCUCACCAGCUCUGCUCCUCCCCCUUCCUCUACUGGCAGUUUGCUGGUGGAUGUAUUUUCAGACUCUGCUUCUGUGGUUGCACCUCUUGCUCCUGGCUCUGAAGAUAAUUUUGCAAGCCCUGACCUGGCUUCAUCUGAGGUAGUUUCUGAGGAACCAGCUGAUACUGUGCAUGAUGCUGAUGAGCUUAUUCACAAGUUUGUAUGUAAAAAUAAUGGAGUUUUGUUUGAAAAUCAGCUGCUGCAGAUUGGACUGAAAUCUGAAUUUCGACAGAACUUGGGUCGGAUGUUUAUAUUUUAUGGUAACAAGACUUCCACUCAGUUCUUGAAUUUUACUCCAACACUAAUCUGUUCAGAUGAACUUCAGUCAAGCCUGAACCUGCAAACAAAACCAGUGGACCCGACAGUGGAUGGGGGCGCUCAGGUGCAGCAAGUUGUGAAUAUUGAGUGCAUAUCAGACUUCAUGGAAGCUCCAAUCCUAAACAUUCAAUUCAGAUAUGGGGGAACAUUUCAAAAUAUUUCAGUAAAACUACCAAUCACACUGAACAAAUUUUUCCAACCUACGGAGAUGGCCUCUCAAGACUUCUUCCAGCGUUGGAAACAACUGAGCAAUCCUCAGCAAGAAAUGCAGAACAUCUUUAAAGCAAAGCAUCCAAUGGAUACAGAGAUCACAAAGGCAAAGAUCAUUGGCUUUGGCUCUGCUCUCCUUGAAGAGGUAGAUCCCAACCCUGCUAAUUUUGUUGGUGCUGGUAUAAUACACACAAAAACUACCCAGAUUGGAUGUUUGCUGCGUCUUGAACCCAACCUUCAGGCACAGAUGUAUAGACUCACACUACGAACAAGUAAAGAAACCGUAUCUCAGAGAUUAUGUGAACUGCUGUCAGAACAGUUUUAAUAGUAACAAGAUCAGUCCAGUUUUGUUUCUCCAUUUCUGCCAUAGUUGUCCUCAUCCUGCUGCAAAUAAAUGUCUUGUACAUCAGUGUCUGAGUACUGCAACAUUACCCACCACCAACUCCCAGCCUUAAAAGGACUUGUCCCUUUCAUAUGAAAUUAAGGAUAUAAAAUGUACGGUAUAAAAUGACUUCUAGAUAUAAAAAAAUCAUGGCUUUUUAGCUUAUGCUAUAUAAAGGAUGGGAGCGAUGUCUAUCUUAAUUGUGCUCUAUUUUUUGUGUUUAAGAAGUUGGGCUUUUUAAAAUUUAACUAAAGGGAAAUGAGCUUAGGCAAGUGUGAUAACUCUGAGUAUUCUCAUUGAAAUGCCACUGUAAAUUGCUGGUAGCAUGGUGCUUUAGUGCCUUUACUAAGUGCACCUUUCUGCUUUGAGCUAAAAGAAACCAAAUGUAAUGUCCAGUGAGCUUAAUUCAUAUGUUUGUUGAAGGUCAGAUUGACCAAUCUGCAAGAAAUUGAUCCGACACUUCAGUUCUGGAUUAAGAUUGUCAGAAGUGAUGUGACUGGUUGACUGAACUCAUGAGUGAAGUUUCUGAAAGGUAUUGGCACCAAGUUUGUGAUGGGUAGAGAGGACAGAUUCCAGGGUAUGUUUUAAAAUCUUGUUGUUCAGUCAGAGCACUGCCAUAUCACACAGUAGAAUAUAUUGCUUAGUCAGUGUAGCAUUAAUAUUCAGUUGACUUCUACUGCACAUGUAAAUUUUUCAGGACCAAAUUUUUGAAAAGAUUAAUAUUCUCAACAUCCCCCUUUACACUAGCUUUGAGUUCAGUUUUUCUCCUUUUUGCAACACAGGAUGCAGGAGGAAAUUUUUUUGCUUAGCAGUUAUUUAUAAUUCAAUUGAGGAAGAGGGGAUGUAAGAAAUCCAAAAUGGAUUGCAUGAAAUGUCCUUCAGAGUCAAUAUUGGGUCAUUCGUCUAUACACGUCUGUUUUUUCAUCUUGAGGAAAGCAAUACCUUAACUAGUCUUGGUUUUCCUGUUCUUAGUCAAAUGGAGCAACUGAGGAUACGAAGGAUGUCCAUUUGGUUUCUGUGUUCCCUGUCAGAUUGUUUCUUGGUAAUGUUGAUUACCUAAUUAACACUGCAUCAGUCAUGGAGAGCAGGUUAUGAUCACAUGAUGCUGCAACACAAAAACAGAGGGUGGGGAGAAAUCAUCCUAUCUGAUCCUCAAGGCACAAUAUGUCCAUUUGACUUUUUAAAAAAUGAAGUACAAGAUCUAAUUUUAGACAAUAUUUUCUCAGAUAACAUUUAUUGUUUAAUCAUGUGACCAAAUUGCUGGGCAGUGAACAAUUAAUACUUGUACAAUUCCUUCUCUGCACUGCAGAGAAGCAUAGUAGUGGUGAAAAGAAUCUCCUACAGUCAUGUCAGGUAUGUGUGUUUGGUUUCUUUUGAGGUUGGGAGUAGAAAGGCUAUAACGUUGAGCUUUUACAGUGGUUUUCCUGACUCUAUGCAUUAAUAGCUCAUUGUUCUACAAGAGCAAAGAUUUGCAUCUCCUCUGAAGAAAUCAAUUAAACAUAAUUGUCUUGUUUACAUCCUUCAGACUUUUAGAUGCACCAAAGGUUACCUAAGCAGAUCAAGCUCUGCUGUUAAGACAGGCUGGGAAUUAGCAGCUAUCAACAGUAGGGAUGUGUGGGACAGAUUAAAUACAAAGGAGCAUGUCUGCCAACACUGGAGUCACAAGUUACAAGCAAUCGCUCAUAUUCAGAUUGUAAAAUUUCUCUCUGAGACUAUAUAUAUCUCUUUAAGACCUACUGUCUUACAGUAUGGACAUUUGUAACCAAGCACACCCUUACUAUGAUGGCUUGAGAUGCAGUACUAGUAAGAUGUUGGAACUGCACACUAAAUGAGGCUUCUGUUGACAUGCAGCACAAUGCACUUGUGAGGAAUUGGAUGCUGCAUGACUAAACAUGCCUUGUGACUUCUUACUUUUUAGAUGACUCAGGCAAUGGAACUGGAUAGGUAUUAACUUGGUUCAGUCAAGGGCCAGUGAUGUAUUUUGAAUGCAAGUUAAAAAUGAAAGACCAAAUCCUUCAAAAGUGACUAGUGAUUGUGGAUGCCACAAUUUUUGGGUGUCUGUUGAGAUCGCUUACAGGGGCCAGAUUUUCUGACAGUGUUGAGCACCCUCCUUCUGAAAAUCAGGCCCCUUUAGGGUGUCCCAUAUUGGGCACCAACAAAUUACUAGCCAUUCUUUAAAACCUUUGACGUCUCCUACAAACAAGUUUGGCUAGGUAAACUGAAGUACUGUACUGAACUACCUUCUGAAUUUGGCAAUUAAAAAUAACGGACAGUAACUAGAGCCAAUGAAGUCCCAAAUGACCCUUAGUUGGGGGGUGGAGGGGUGUCCCAAAUAAGUCCUUUUUAAUGGGCACAUUUUUGUACCCUUGGAACCUGUGCUGUUGUGUGCUAUAUUAUAAAAAAUUGAGAUGUUAAACCAUGCUAUGUUAAAGUGAGUGCUGCAGCAGAUGCAAGGAGAGAGCUGCUAUUUCAUUCUUCCAAAUCCCAUUGUACAUCUGUCCCUCUGGAAAUACAGAUCCUAUAUCUUCAUUAAAGGACACCUGAGACACUGUUUUUGUGUACUGUUUUAGUUCACUUUGCUUUGGUUCAAGUUGUGGUGAAUUGUGUAUUAAAUGUGGGGAGGAGGAGGAAGAAGGAUUAAUAAAUGUCUUAGAAUGUUGGAUGUAUUAAAAAAAAGUAAUCAAGCUUUAUUCAAAUGUCCGCAAUUCUGUAUUUGAUGAGAUGGUUCAGAGAGCCACACUAGCAGUGUUGUGAACAAAACUAAAGACAAAUAUUGUUUGCUUUGUGAAAUGAUGGUUGGACAUUACCAAAGUGAUUGUAUCCUCUCUCAAGCAGUUUAUGCAGUGAAAACAGUAUUAUUGUUCAAAGUACAGUAUUAGGCAUUGACACAUGAAAAUAACUGAACAGCAGGACAGAUUAUUGUGCACUUUUUGAUCUACACUCCAAUGUGUAACAUUUAUGGUGAUCAUUUCAUUUGUAUAAAUCAAAAGAAAAUUCUGACAAAUUGGAGGAUUUUCUUUAUUAUGACUAUAUAGAAGAUUGAAAAGAAAUAAAUGCAUCAAAAGAACUAUGUUACCUUGAAACAAAAAAUAAAUGGUUAGAACAGUAACCUAA